Molecule: messenger RNA, 6217 nt
Organism: Macaca mulatta (Rhesus monkey)
Lineage: Eukaryota; Metazoa; Chordata; Mammalia; Primates; Cercopithecidae
Source: RefSeq, a predicted model, not a curated record
AAACUGGAGACUUCCUGGGAGAUAACCAAAGAUCUCUCCCUUUACUUCCUCUUGCAGAAAUGAAGGAGUACAUCGAGGAGGCCAUUUCAACCCUUGACAGAGAUAUGCUACAGAUAGUCUGUGCUUAACCAUCAGGUGACAUGGGAGGCGUAAAGGGGACAAUUAACCAGUAUGAAAAAUACCUUUUCAUGUCCUGAGCAUCCCUAUAGGGAUGGUGAGAGGAGAGCCCAGGAUCAUGCCGGCUACAGGCAGAAGGCAGAAGGCAGAAGGGAUCCAAAGCAGGCUGAAAAUGAGCCGUUGAGCAAACAUAAGAAAUUGCCUAGUUCUACUCGAACUGAGAUUCUCACCUAUAAGCAGGGAUUCUCAAACUCCGAUUGUAGCAGAAUCUUCUAAACAGUUUACCAUUCAGAUUCCUGUGCACAGCACCGGGCAAUACUGAUUGAGAGUGUGGAAUGAGGCCCAGGAACCUGCAUUUUUCAUUCAUUCCCCCAGAUGUUUCUGAAGCAGGUGAUCUGGGGACUACAUCCAGAGAAACCUUCUCCUGAGAGUAGGUGGUUGUUUGUGAUGGAGGUUCACGGAAAGAACUGUAGAAAAAAAUCAUGUGUCUGAAUUCCUGAAAUGGUACCAAAGCUAAUGAUUGCAUCUGUUUCCAAUGGAGCUGUUUAACUAAUUCUCCCACUUCCAGCUUCAGAUUGCUCCUUGAGAUCCAUCCAGCAUCUCAAAGAGACAUGUUCGUGGCACCAAGAGAAGGUUUUGGUCAGAGAGAAUGGCUGAGUCUCUGUGACUUUAUCUUCACUAUUGAAAAAAUGACUCAAAGGGGCCAUCCUGCUGAGGUGGAUAAGCAGCUUGUCUCUGCAGACAGAGAGAGCCGUGCAGUCAUUAGCGAGCCAGCUCCCUAACGGCUUCCAAAGAGCAAGAGUAGGAAGAAGCUCCCCUUGGUGCUGGUUUUCCUUCGUCAUGACUCGUGGAGGUGGCCCAAGACUCUCUAUCAAAGAUCUGACUGGAAAGAAGAGGUCCCCUAGCCCUUUGACUUCAGUUUCAGAGCCCCUUUUAUGCCUCCUUGGGCCCCCAGAAUCUUCUUCACCUGCCCCUGCAGCUGUGCAAAACUGUAAAGCAUGGUCCACAGUUACGCAGGGCGUCUCCGUUGACAUGACCUCAACCCCCAGCUUAGUCAUGUUUUCAUUUCUCACGUGUCUUCUCAAACAUUUAAUUAUAAAAUACUUAAACAUUAAUUUAGACGAGUUAUUCUUUCAAACUCUUUGUUUAAAUAAGAGACCCCAAAGAGUCAUAGGUUUUAGUUUAUUAUUAUUAUAAUUUUACCUUUGUGCAAAUAAGAUAUGAUGAAAGUGCUCAUCAUCAUCCUCUGACUUAGUGGAGAAGAUGCACAGGUACCCAUACCUUCCGGAAAACAGAUCUCAAAUGGAAUUUUACCAGAGCAACACAUUUUAAAGCAAGAUCAGUGAGAAUUACAGCCUUCACAGAAGCUACAGAUUACUUCCACAAGCCAUAGCAACAGUCUCGGAAGUUCAGAUCCAUUGUAAAACUCUUGUAUUAGAAAUGUUAAUAACAUUGGCAACCAGAGUUAAAUGAUGUAGAAGAGCAUUUUAUGUUUUCAUUUAGUUUUAUUUGUUUCGGAUAGGGAAAGAGGGAUAUAUUUCCUUCUCCUUAACUAGCUAUGAUUUUUUUCCCCAGCAAUUGAAAGUGCCUGUUAUUUCAAGGUCUGGAUUUCCAUUACCUAGCACUGAGAGAAAUAAAAACAAGCCUGCUUUAUUAAAGUAUCAAAAUAUUUUUAAAAUAAAAUACGAAGAAGGAAAAAGUGAAAAGAGAAUUUAAUACAUUGAAUAUGAGGUUUGUAAAGUUUUGCAUCUAAAUGAUCCUUUCUAAUGCCUGGUUUCUUCCUCCCUGCCUCUGACUGGGUGAUUUAGCUGUCCAUCUCCUGACCGGGCUCCAGUGCCUGCCCACCACCCCCAGACCUUUCUCUACCUUCCCUCCUGUUUGUCAGAGGCACUAGAAGACUCAUCCCUCCCCUUGGCUUGUGACUUUCUCCCCUUAUGUUACUACACUUGGUUCCUUCAUUUCCCUUACGCUCAAGUCUACGCCACCCUUCAGCCGAUACCAGCCUUUUUCUCGUGCCAGGACCUGCCUUCUGUCCUUGCAAGACUGGCCUGCAUCUGCGUCCUCUGCUGUCACGUUUUCUGCCACCCAUGCCAGCCCCUGCUCACCCAUGACAUCCUGAAUGCCAAACCCAAAGCCUUCCCUCCAGCCCCCACCCAGCUUCGAUGCUGAGCCCGCUUCUCCUGGAAUGCUCCUUUGCAGGGUUUUCUCCCUGACAAAUCCUUCUGCAACCCCUUAUUGGCUUCUGUUCCUACCCUGUCGUUGAGCACUGAUAUUCUCCUGGGUCUCAUCCAUCCCUUGUCUCAUGUUCCUUCACUCACUCAUUCUCCUAAAGCAAUCUCACCCUUUCCAGUGUUCAGCCACCAGGCAUGUGCUUCUGGUGAUUAAAUCUACAUGUUACUUAUGUCUCUUUCCUAAGUGCAAGGCACUUGUUUCCAGCGACAUCCUAACACCUCCAUUUGCCUUCUCCACAGGCAGGGAUCCAACCUAUCAACCCAUGGCUUCCCUCCAGCCCUCCAUUCCCAGUCUCCGUCAAGACCACCACCCUCUGCUCUGCCUUGCAGGCCUGACCCCUUCCUGUCAUUCGGCCUCCACACCAUCACUUCCAAUUUCUGCCAGUUCUUCUGCUAAAAUAUCUGUUGUAUCCACCUCCUCCUUUUCCAUUUGUGGCAAAACUACUGUGCGUCUGGCCCUCACACUUUUUCCCCCUGCACACGCCUCCCAACUGAUUUCUCAUUUCAGCUCCUAUGUCUACCAUAAGCUUCUCUGUGUAGUCACAGCUGGGUCAGAUCCCAAGAUUUCAAACACCAGUGUCUUCCUGACACUUACACAGCAUGUCCCUUCUGCCCCAUCAGGCUCUUUCAAUACAAUGUUCAGUGCCAGCCUCAUCUGUAACUAUCGUAUUCCCCUUCCUUUUUACUUCCCUUCUCAAUCAGAGGUGAGGUCAAGUUCUAACAUCAGAGGAUACCCAGCUGAUGGUGGGCAGUGCAACUUGCAAAUACAGAGAGUAAUCAUAGAAAAAGAACACCGCUUGUUUACCACUGCCUCUACAAUCUGCAACCUGAAAACCUGUUUCCCUUGGGCCCUUCCUGCUGUUCCCCUAGCAUCCUCUGGCCCAGUUCGAGCAACUUGCUGGAAGGUGCUGCAACUCUUCUUCUCCCUCCACUCUAGCUGUCAGCCAUGCUUCAGUCCCCGCACGCCAGGAACCUGAAACUUCACUUUUCUCUGGAGCUUUCCGACCUCCCUACCUCUCCUGUUGUUCCCCCUCCCUGUCUUCCCUGUUCCCCCUCCCCUGCCUUCUCUGCUUGGCAAACCCCCACUUGUUCUUAAGCCCCCUGCCAAAGCCAGCUCCAGCUCAGCUGUAGAGCUUUGCCUACUUCCUUGCCUCUUGAUGAAUACCUCUUUUAUAGCACUUCUCGCACGCUCUUGUAGGGAACUACUGAUGUGUCCAUCUUUCCUGCUGUGCUGUGACCUCCUUGAGCUCAGGAAUUAUGUCUUCAUCUUCCUACCCCUGGAGCCUGACACAGAGUAGGAGCUCCAUAAAUGUUUAAAGAAAAGAACGAAUUACUGUCAUUGUUCCUAGUGCUGUGGAAGAGCAAUGGAGCUAGAAAACACAGCCCCCAUCCUCCCGAGGGUAAAGGUGGUAGGGGCUGCAGUGUGAAUAUACAGGAAACCUCAUAAGACAAGGCAGGGUAAGCAACAAAUACAUGGCGAAGUUGCGAGGAGGAAGCAUUGUGUCCAGCUUCUCCACACACCAAGCAACAGUCCUCCUUUCCUUCCAAAGCCAAUAGUCCCCCCUUCUCCUCCAGCUCCCUCCCUAGUCAGCAGGAUAGAAGGACUUGUGCAUCUGCCUACAGCAAACUGACUCAUACCACCCACCCAACCCAGUCACCUACCCAGAAGAAACAGGCUGGACAGGCACAGAACCAGUGCCUGUGUCACUAUCAAAUCCAUUUCUGAAUCUGCCCAAGGUCAUGUGGGCUGCUCGUCCCUGUUCACAGCCUUUGUUUCCCUAUAAUCUGCAUACUUUGUAAUACACUCUUCAGAGUUUAUUGCAAGCCACUUGUAUUUUCUCGCCUUCAGUUAAACUUUUAGGCUAAUUGGUCCCCAUUAAACUCCCCCUUCAUCAAACUUGCUCUUGGAAACUCUUUCCAAUCUUUGUAAGCCAUUAUCUUUUCUAUUGAUUGCCAUUCCUAUUCACUCUUUCUUGUUAAAUUACCUGACUUUCAUCUGUACUCUCCCAUUACUUAGCCUCUCUUUUCAAACGCUAGCUACUUACUAUUCUUUCCUCCUCUUAAAUGGUUCCCAUUCCAAGCCUCUGAACCUUCCCCUGUGUAUUUGUUAGAGAUUCUUUUAUUGCUGCCUUUCUGUGUCUAUGUUUAAAAUAGAGUUUUUGCAGUGUCAUUUCAUCAUAGUCUCUGACCGCCUGGACAUGACUCUUACUUUUUCAACCUUUUAUAUCCCUGAGAGCUUUCCUGUAAAUAACUCAUUCAUUCAUUUAUCUAACAGGUAGUGAGUGUUGAGUCACCUAAUACUUGUAUUGAGUCAUCACCCAACUAGGAAGAAAGACAUCACUGCAGGUGUUUUAAACAGAGGUACUUUAAUUUAGGGAACUGGUUACAAAAAUAUUGGAAAGAGUAGAGCAGCUAACAUUAAAAACAUUAGUUUUUGACAAGGAUUUGGACAAGGAUUUGGACAAGUGUUGACAAGGAUUUGGAACAACUGGAAUUCUUAUACACUGCUGGUGGGAAUGUAAAAUAAUAUAAUUUUGGUUGUUCCUUAAAAAGUUAGAUAUAUGACUACCAUAUGAUUCAGCCAACCCAAACUUAGGUAUUUACCUAAAUGAAAUGAAAGCAGAUACUCAUACAAAGACUUGUACAAAAAUGCUCAGAAGCUUUAUUUAUAAUGGCUCAAAACUGGAAACAAUCCAAAUGUUUAUCAACAGAGCUACAGAUAAAUUGCAGUAUAUUCACAUAAUAGAGUACUACUUAGCAAUAAAAAGGAAUAAACAAUUGAAAUAUACAACAGCAGGAAUUAGUUUAAUUAUGCUAAGUAAAAAUUCAAAAAAAUUAAAAGAAGUCUAUACUAUAUAAUAUACAAUUCCAUUUAUAUAAAAUUCUAUAAAAUGCAAGCUGUAAUCACAGAAAGCCAAUCAGCAGGCAGGAAAGGGGAGGAACAGAUUGUCAAGAAGCACAAUAAACUUUUGGAGGUGAUGGACAUGUUCUCUAUUUUUAUUGCGAUGAUGAUAUCACAGUCUGUACUUAUGUUAAAGGUUAUCAAAUUAUACACUUUAAAUAUAUAUAGUUUAUUGUAUGUCCAUUGUGAAAGGUAAAUAAAUCUUGCCCUAAAAUCACUAAGCUAAAGGGAAAAAUCAAGCUGAGAAUUCCUUAGGGCCAACGUGCCCCCCAUUCUAUUCAAAGUCAACCCCUCUGCUCGCUGAGAUAAAUGCAUAUCUGAUUCCUCCUUUGGAGAAGCUAAUCAGAAACUCAAAAGAAUGCAACUAUUUGUCUCAUAUCUACCUAUGACCUUGAAGGCCCCUCCCCACUUCAAGUCUGCCCAGCUGUGCUUUGAGUUGUCCUGCCUUUCCAGACUGAACCAAUGUUUAUAUUGCGUGUGUUGAUUGUCUCCCUAGAAUGUAUAAAACCAAACUGUGCUCUGACCACUUUGGGCACAUGUCGUCAGGACCUCUCGAGGCUGUGUCACGGGUGUGUGACCUCAACUUGGCAAAAUAAACUUUCCAGAUUAACUGAGAUGUGUCUCAGAUCUUCAGGUUCACAUUUUAGUAACUACAAGGGGGUUCUGAGUGGCAAUGUGUCCCUGAUCUUUGACAAUUCUCCUAUUGGUGCUUGGUACCAGCAUGAGCUAACUUUAUGGCUCAAACCAAUAGGACAAUUUGCUGAGGUCUGAGAGCACCCCCUCCAGAGAGUCCCUGAUCUUCCAAAAUUUGGUUGAGAUCUAAAGUUUAUUUUGCUGUACCACUCCUCUUUUUUUGAAGUUUUACUUGCUUCCAACAAGGAAGGCAAGAUUUCCUGUUUCCGAUGGAAGGCGAGUAACUCCUUUAUGGAGUUUGAACUUGCUCCCAAAAAAGAAGCUGAGUUUUUGU